AUUCAAGGGGGGAAUUCACACAGAGAAUAAAACGAGAAUAAAGCAGCGGCUUGGCCGCUGCUAUGGUGGUCGCCGGCGAUGGUAGCAGGCGGCGCGGCGAACGGCCAGAAGACGCGCAGCAGCUCCAGCUCCAGUGGGCAGCCUCCAUCACAGCUCUAGUUUACUCAAUUUGUUCAUCUUCUUCAACAAUUGGUUGCUUUUAUCUUAUGCAAAUGGAAAGCUAUUCAAUUGAUUCUAGUUUUCUACAAACGCCAUCAUUUGCUUCUAUAACGUUGGGGAAUUGGGUUCUUGAUGUACCAGACAACUUAAAGAUUAAAAUAGGGCGAGAUGAUGAGAAAUUGAAAGUGAUUUUAGAGAGUACGACUUCCCUUGAGCAUGAACUCACUGAUAUGGGGCCAACAGUUGCAAAUGAUAAAAGGAAAGACUUGGAAACUUAUUUUGGAUGCAAAGUGCCUGAUAGAGUUGAAAUUCAUCCUCCUACCAUUGGAGUCACUAAGGGAAGGAAAAGGAGGAUUAAGAGUGGUGUGGAGAAGGGUCAAGAAAAACAAAAGCACACUCGACGUUGUCGUUCAUGCAACAAAAUGACUACGCAUGACAGCCGUAAUUGUCCAUUGAAAAACAACAGUAAAAGCAGCAGUGAUGAAGAGUAAUCAAUAUGCUCCCGUGGUUUAGCAUAUACGCUGUUAUUUAAGAUCCUGACAGAGAUUGCCUUGACAGGUUAUUCAUGUAAAGAUAUGUCAUAUAAGUAAAGUAAUCAGGGCACAGUCUACUGUGAUGAUACUUGUACCCAUCAUCAUCAUCAAGAACAUUUUUCUAAAUCUGGCCACGUCAUUUCAGUGGUGUUAACUUGAAGCAAAACAGCAAUAAGAAGGUCUAGCAGCU
This is a messenger RNA of Cuscuta campestris, 882 nucleotides long. Lineage: Eukaryota; Viridiplantae; Streptophyta; Magnoliopsida; Solanales; Convolvulaceae. The record is from the annotation of a GenBank genome assembly.